Molecule: messenger RNA, 3781 nt
Organism: Esox lucius (northern pike)
Lineage: Eukaryota; Metazoa; Chordata; Actinopteri; Esociformes; Esocidae
Product: FERM_F1_FRMD1 and FERM_C_FRMD1_FRMD6 domain-containing protein
Exons: 15
Coding region: 323-2143 (606 amino acids)
Biological process (GO): positive regulation of hippo signaling
Cellular component (GO): cytoskeleton; cytoplasmic side of apical plasma membrane
Source: RefSeq, a predicted model, not a curated record
AGCCCAGGCGCAACUAAAAAGUUUUUGAACAUCACGCCAAAGUUGCUGCUUUACUCUGUCUGACAAGACCCUCAAAUACUUUCCGUUAUCUUGUGACCCCGAUAAUUUCUCUUUAAAACAAAAAACAUAGUUUUGGUUAAGAUACGUGAUACGUUACGUCAUAUCUAUCGAAAAUGAACGAAAGUGCCCCUACCCAGGAAGACAUGAAGUGAAUGAGCAGGAAAGAGAGAGAGAGGGAGACUGAAGAGCCUCUGCAGGAGGGAGAGGAGGUGACACCUUUUACAGACUGACGGUCAACCAGACAGACAAACCCCUGACAGACAUGUCCGUCUCCAGCACCAAGCAGGAGAGAAGUGUGUGUGUUCUGCUCCCUAAUAAAGACCAGCUGGACAUCACAGUGGGGGCCAAGUCCACCGGACGUGAUGUGUUCAAUAAGGUGGCAGAGCUACUAGGAAUAAAAGAGCUACAUUUCUUUGGCCUGACAGUGGUGAAGGACAACGAGCACAUCUUUUUGGACAUGGAGGAAAAGCUGACCAAGUAUUUCCUAAAGGAAUGGAAACAAGAUUCGGGGAAGGGGACACUAAAGAGAGCCCUGCCCCUGGUGCUGUUCCUCAAGGUGCAGUACUAUGUGGAGAACGGCAGGUUGAUAUGUGAGCGGAAGGCAAGGCGUCUGUACUACUCCGACCUGAGAGAGAGGGUUCUGCGCUCUGAGUGCCGACAACAGGAAGAGGUGUACUUCCAGCUGGCUGGCUAUGCUCUGCAGGCGGACCUUCAAGAUCAUCCCUUACCUGUGGAGAGAGACCAGAGAGGAACACCGACCCCCUACUUCCAACCCAAAGAGUACUUCCCUCCCUGGAUUAUGGCCAAGCGGGGGGUGGACUACCUCCUCUGUCACGGGCCGAAGGUGCACCGAGAGCUGUCCGGCAUGACCUCACGUGACGCGGUGCUGCACUUUAUCAAGGAGGCCUGUCAUCUUGAGGACGUCCCCGUCACCUUCUACAGGCUCCAGAAGGACAAGAAGGAGGGGAAGGGCACAGCUCUAUUGGGACUGACCCUCAGAGGAAUGCAGGUUUAUCAGGAGGUGAACAACAUCCGCCAGCUGCUCUUCGAUUUCCCCUGGUCUAACGUGGGCCGGCUCACUUUUCUGGGGAAGAGGUUUGAGAUCCAGCCAGAUGGUCUGCCGUCGGCCAGGAAGCUUGUCUACUACACGGGCUCGCCGUUCCGCUCGCGCCACCUCCUCCUCCACCUCAGCAGCAGCCAUCGCCUGUACCUCAGCCUUCAGCCCGCCCUCAAACACCUCCGUCAGCUGGAGGAGGGAGAGGAAAAGAAACGCUACAGGGAGUCGUACAUCAGUGAUGACCUGGAUGUCGACCCCCCAGGGGGGAGUGAGGGGGGCAGCCCUGGCCUGUCCCGCCACUCAACCUCCAGCUCCGGCAUAGAAGCCGACCGCGAUGCUACACGGAAACACAGCAGAAUCUCUGUGGAAGUGGGAUCGGUGGAGGCGGGAAUGAGGAAGAGGUCGGAGAAGAGUUUCAGUUCGGCAGCGAGUCACGGGAGUUCACACACCUCAGGCGUGGAAACGGGCAGCAAGGCACGGACUGAUGAAGAGGAGGGGCAGGAAGAUGACACCCAGCAGCUCAGUGCUGACCGUCCAAGAGAGGUUUCUGUGGAUGACCCAGAAGAGAUGCUGCGAUUGGCUGAGCUGAUAGGGAUAGGGGGCGUGUCCGUUGACUGUCCUGUGCUCACCUCAGAGAGUCAUUGGGAAGGAUUCAAGGGGGAUGAAGUCGAUGCUGGUGAAGAUCUGGUGACACUACGCUGCAAAGACACAAUGGGACAGCAGGUCUUGAAGUCGAGGUCCCAUUGCGUGGACCGCCACAGCCAAAGUUUAGAUGACGUUCGCUUCAUCCCCCCUCCCGCGCCCCUUGGCACGUCCCUCCUCCCUGACUCCUCCCACAGCUACACUUUUGGCCUCCCCCUCCCGGACUCCCAGGCCAACACCAAGAGCCCCCCGGGGGGUAGCGACGGGGGCUACUACCCUCCCCUCCAUUGCCUGGCCAAGGGCACCUUCAAUGGCCACAGGUCAAUGAACUGCCUCUCCCUGGAUCUACUGGGAGAUGAUCAGCUGUUGGAGUUCAUACUGUAGAUCAGCACAGAGGCCCGAUCUGUUCUCCAAGCCAAUGCACUGUUUCACAAACACCCCUCUCUAGUGAUUGGUUAGGACGCAGGGAAGCGUGCUGCAUGCAGGAAGUGUUCAAACUGUUACGGUUUUGGUCUGAACAGACCUGUGCCGUUGGCGUGGCAACGUCAAGGAGCACCGAAAUCUUUAGGUGAACAAUGUGGUCACCCUUUUCACAUUACCGAACAGCGCCAAGCGACACUGUCAUUUCCAGUAUCGGGCUCCUGAAUCAAGCAGCACUGAUGCUCCACUUCCAGCCUGCGCUAUAGCCAACCUCUACCUCCAGUGACACUGUGUGAUGUUACCACAGCAACACUCUGCAGUCAGAUGCUGAAGGACAUGGUGGGGACAUGUUUCGGAGGGGGUGGAGACGCUGCAGUGUAACUGGCCACGGCCACAUUAGUCCCAGUCGGACCAUGGGCCUCUCCAUAUUUAUUAAACAUGUUUCAGAUGAUUUACAUUUCCUUUUUGUAGAUACAUUCGUACAUAUUUUUUUAUAUUCAGUUAUUUUAUUUUUUACUUUUGGUACUAACUCUUUUUAACCAAACUGCUAUUGCUCCGAGAGACUGUUUCUGAAAGUGUCUUGCUUGGUUUUUCAACCUUUCAUUCUAAAUUAGUUUUAGAAUUGUCUAUUAUCCUAUGUAUAAAACAAUUUAAUUAAUAGUUUAUAUACUGUGAAUUGUUCGUGACCAUAUGAAUAAUAGUAAAUUGUACACAACCUUAUACUCCUUACUAAAAUAAGGGUGGACAUGGCAUUGCUUCUGCAGUUAGUUUGUUAACAGGUGCAUAGUUUAACUUGUACCUCAUGAAUACAAGUAUGUUACUGUCUGUUGAGGAGAAGAAAACACUCCAAUGCUUGUUGACAUCCUGUGUAAGUUAAAAGUAUAAUCACUACAUUAUUCAGUAACCAACAGCUUUUUAAAUCUUAUUUGUUACUUUUAUAUCUGUUUGUCGGGAUUUUACACAAUGAAUGAACAUUACACAUACAAGAUUCUUAUUCUUGUGAUAGUAACACUUAGGAAUCAAAUGAGCUUUUUUGUAUGGUACGUCUUUCAUUGCUGGAAUAAUGUAUUGUCUGUUUUUGUUUUAUACAAAGUUUUUGUGCUGUGAAAAUAAUUCAACCCAUGUUUGUGUCUAUCACAUUCACCCCAGUAUUAACAUAUACCCAUCUAUAUAAGUCGUUACUGUAUAAGAGUACCAGUAUUAUGUAUAGGUCUAUUUCUGUGACAGUUGUAAGGUGUAUGGAACAAAUAAUAACACACCAAUACAAAUAAUGUCUUUACAUCGUUCUACUUGCAUACUGGGGUCUGGCAGUUGCCUAAUGUGUAAUUGGUCAGUUUGUGCUUUGUUACUAGAGUGUAAUUUGUAUACCUUGAAUUCGAUAUAUACAGUAAGCCUAAACACAGGUAUUAGUAUAUGAUCACUCUUCUUUUUCCUUUACAGUAUAACCUUAAUACUGACCCAAUGGAAUACGGAUAUAAUUUCCCACAUUUAUAUGCCAGUAAUUUUAACAGUUGUUGUUGAUAUGCUGAAAUAUACUCUCCUUUCAGUGAAAGGCAACACUAUUCUAAUGUGAUGGAUAGUUAAAUAAAUACAAAUGCAACA